CGGUCUUACACCGCGCAUCUCCUUUACCGGAAGUAAGAUGGCUGUCGAGGUGAAAAUGAAUUUUGAGAAACUUCAAACUGAUUUGGAAAAUCAGGAACUAGAGGCUCCAGGAGGAGUUGCUUCCUUUCAAGUGUACGGGCAGCUGUUGGGGCUCUAUCUGCUCCACAAUGACACGUGUAAUGCAAAGUUCUUAUGGAAGAGAAUUCCACAAACAAUCAAGUCGGCUAAUCCAGAGUUGUCCAGCAUCUGGAUAAUAGGCCAAAAGAUGUGGCAGCGAGAUUAUCCAGGAGUGUAUGAGACUGUGAAGAAGGAAUGGUCGGAACCCAUUAAACCUGUCAUGAUGGCUUUGUUUGAAGCUGCAAGAAAGCGAGCAUUUGAGUUGGUUGCACUGGCUUACUCCUCCAUCAAUGCUGAUGAACUGUCGUUAUUUGUUGGCCUCCCUGUCAACGAUGCAGUUAAAGCUGCAGUAGCUGAGGGGUGGGAGGCUGAUGCUCAGACAAGGUUCCUUAUUCCAAAGAGGAAAGUUCCUCCUCCGUGCCACGCCCCGCCCAGUGAGCACCAACUGGCCGUCUUAACAGACUACGUGUCUUUCCUGGAGAACUGACCAGUUACAGGACAGUGUGUGAGAGGGGAGAGAGAGAAGUUGCUAUUACCAAGAUGGAAACACAGGCACGUCGUCACGGUCCCAAAGAAACAUGUGGAAACUUCAUGUUUCCCUUCCUGUAACAGCAAGGAUAGACAAGACACUCAUGCACUGUGUUUUACGUUUCAGGCUUAACAUUUAGUUAGAAAAUAUAUGGAGUCAUCUAACACCUUAAAAGAUUCCAAGUGUUUCCAGAAUAUAUUCACAUAUUUAUGAGACAUUUUGUGCAACAACUACACUGACUCAUGUAUCAGCUGUGCUAUUUUGAGAGAAUGUAUGAAUGGUUUUGUAAAUAAAUUUAUCAAAUAUCA
Messenger RNA from Haliotis rufescens (red abalone), 954 nucleotides. Its product is annotated as COP9 signalosome complex subunit 8-like. The record is from RefSeq and is a predicted model, not a curated record. Gene Ontology annotation, biological process: COP9 signalosome assembly; protein deneddylation. Gene Ontology annotation, cellular component: COP9 signalosome. NCBI's taxonomy places the organism in Eukaryota, Metazoa, Mollusca, Gastropoda, Lepetellida, Haliotidae. The coding region runs from base 38 to 604 and encodes 188 amino acids. The transcript has 8 exons.